AACUGAUGUCAUAUGAUGCACCCGCACAAUCUUGCUGCAGCCCCGAGCGGCCUUCGAGAAUGGCUAUUCGGGGUGCUUUCCCGGGCGUCAACGAGAAAUUCCAACUGUAGCUUGCCGACCCUUCACACUGCCAGAUCACAUUACGUUAUCCUUGCCCGUAUUAACCGUGGGUCCCUUCCACAUCCCCUUGUGCUCGCAAUCAAAUGGAAAAGUGCCAAAUGGCCCAGAGCGCUUGCACGGAAGGUCAUCCAGCGGAGGACCCGAGCUUCGCGCUGUCGCACUGCCAUCAGCGCCUUACUCAAAUGAACUUGAGGUAGCUUAUGAUACAGUUCAGGUCAACAUGGCGUCCUGGGCCCCGGCAUCCCAAGUAACCACGAAGAAGCUUUUGGACGUGAGAACUUACCCAGCCCUUGAGCUUUCCUGAUUUGGUCACGGCGGAGGACCGCCUCCGGGGCGGGCCCAAGUACGGAUCUCUUGGCCUCGAGGCCCGCUUACAGUCGCAAUCACAUACAUCACAUCAAUACAUCAUUUGCCGAGCGCUGCCGCGCCUCGAGGCCAUUUUCCCGGUCUCGGCUUGUCCCCGUCCAAUCAUCGCUUAAUCGAACAUUCCCCGCCUUCUGCCCCGAGCUUGCGCCCGGCUCGCUCAGCUCCAUCGGCAUUUCGAAAUUCUGUCCAUCUAGACACAUCAUGAUCGCUUGAGCCUCGUUGCAUCCUUCUCCUUCCGAGGGUAUACAUAUGGAUGCGUUCGCACGAGAAAUUUUGUAACGGUCUCCCCUCCCCUCCUCCUCCAUCUCUUGCCGCCUCCCUUGCUCAACGCCCUCCGCGCGUAUCUUUUCCUCACUCAUUGUCCCGCCUAUCCUCCUCCCGUCCUUACGCAAACUCCCAUGACACGACGCGACCCAACUAGCUCUUCUCCAGAGUCCUCCCGCCUGCACCGCGCUGCGCUCACCGGCGAUGAAACGAGCGCCCGUCGCGCGCUGCGCGCAGGUGCCGACGUCAAUGCACGCGACUCGAUGAACCGAACGGCGCUCAUGUGCGCCAUCGCGGGCGACAACUGGCAGCAGGCCGACGCGUCGAACGCGUCUGGCUCCCAUUGUGGCCGUCUGGGCAUAUUGCGAACGCUCCUGCUCGACGCCCACAUCUCCCUCGUGACCUUGAACGCGCCGCAGAGUGCUUAUCGCGGUGUCACGCCGCUGGGGAUGGCCGCGUGGCUGAACCAGGCCGAUGCCGUGCGCAUUUUGCUCGAGGAGAGCUCCGAGUCCGUCGCGGUCGACGCAACGGACGUGCAUGGCGCUACGCCGCUUAUGUAUGCCGCGAGAGAUGGCCGAGUGGAAGUGGUGCAGAUGCUCCUUCGCCACGGUGCCUUUCCGGACCUGGGUGAUGCCCACCACAGGACGGCCGUACAAUUUGCACUUCGAUUCCCCCAGAUCGUGUGGUUGUGUGAGUCGACGUUACGGCGGAUGCGACUGCGGUCAUCCAGCUCCUUGCCAAAACAGUUACUCCGCUCCGCUCUUCCUACAUCGCGCAUUCUCGAACCUCCGGCGCUGUCAUCCUUUGGAUCCAUUACCCGGAUCACCGACACUCUCAUUCACGCUGUUACGUCCUCUGAUGUCCCCACACUGCAUUCCAUUCUGUAUCCGUCCGUAUCGUCGCAUACGGAUUCCCACACAACACCUGUACUUGUAAAUCUCCCGGACUCGGAUGGAUGGAGCGCCAUCCACCAUUGUGCGGCUGCCGAGCAGCCGUCAGCGCUCGUCUUCAAUGCUCUCUACUGCGCUGGCGCAGUCCCGCUUUUCACAGCGCACGAGCAGUGGACACCGCUGCACUGCUUUGCGCAGGCAUCGAGAAGCCCGCCCAGCGUUCAUCUGCGAGCGCAGUGGAGCUCGGCGCUGGCCCAAUUCGUCUGUCUGCUCCUCCAAGACUUGCGUGUGCCGCUUGCUGCUCGGGACGGAGACGACGAAACAUGCAUCCACUUGGCGGCUGAGCACGGCUCCUGUAUUGAGGUGCUGGCACUGCUGUUGGAGUGCGAUGCAUCGAAGACAGUGCGGGAUAUGCGCAACUCACGCGGUUUGACCGCGUUGGAAGUGUGCAGGCCCGAGUUUCGGCAUGCGUUUGGCACCGAGCUCGAGAGUCUGCGAUCGCCUUCAGCUCUAUCGACGUACACCAUUCGCGCAUCUCCGUCUGCGGUAUCGCUGUCGUCCUUCGCAACCGACGUCGAGGAGACAGAAGAUGCGUCCGUGCUCGACAACAUCGACAUAUCCGCAUCCUCCGAACAGCUUCUUGCCAAUCUGCGGUUGACAUCGCCCAUGGAGAAACAGAAUCCAUCGCCAUUCCACAUCGGGUUGAUGGACAAUCUCCUCCGGGAAGCGGGUGAUCUGACGGCCGUCGUGUGCUCUCACUAUCGGACGAUGGCGGCCGAGGCCCGGAAGGACGUCAGCGCACUGCGGCAGAACGCAGGAAAGGUGCAGGGCUUUGUCGACGGUCUCGCUCAGGACAUCGGGCGGGAGAUUCUGAGCAAGGGCUUAGUGCCCAUCCCUCCUCGCCGACGGGGCGAUCGCGGUUCCGAGGACUCGCAAAACACAGCGGUGGAUUGUGCCCCCCAAUCGCCGCUAACAGAGGAUCAGGCCCUGCCCGUCCCGUUCCCCGCCCUCCCGGAAAUCACGUCGGAGCCGGCUAAAAGGACGACGGGACCGAUGAAGCUCAAAGCGUGGAUGAGACGGAAGCUGUUCGCCGAAGCGAUUACGGCUGCGACGAUGCCUCCGCCGCCACGAUCCCCAUUGGAGGUGAUCAUGGAGGACCAGGACUCGGACUGCCACUCCGUGCGCCGGAUUGUCACGGUCGAUGUGGACGUGUCUGCCGAGGAGUGGAGCAAUGGGCUGCUGCGGACUUCGUAUGGGACGCUUCAGGCCGCCAAUCGGGAUUUGGAGCGAAUUCGGGAGUGCAUCAGCUCUGCGGAGCACUUCAUUGAUGUCGUGGAGCGGUGUACGGCACGGACGGAACGGGCGGUGGACAGAGCUGUCAAGAAACGACAAGCCUUCGUAGCCGAAUCGAAGCACCACUCGGCGGAGGACGACCUCUUCGUGCGGCCGGCGCUGCUGUCCGCCAAGUCGAGCAUCGCGUCGCUGUCGUCGCUGUAUUCGGCGCGGUCGUCCUGCGUAUCGCUGGCGGCGACGCUGUCUGAGCAGGACGACGACGACACGCGGCUUGUGCGCCGGCUGCUGCUGCGCAAGAUCGAUGCGGGCGUCGCUGGCGCCCAGGACGAUCUCGAAAAGGGGGUCGAGUGGCUCCGCGUUGUAAAGGCUGCCGUGCGCGGCACCAAAAGAAGGGCCUGCGUCGUCUGAUUGAAGCUGGAUUGCACCAGGGACCUUCAAACAUUGUGUCUGUAAUCUUAUACCGUACUAUAGUUGUUGUAAUAUCAGCGCCCCGUAGAGUCCAUUUGUAUAUACAUCCGCAUUGUCAUUCCAUUCAUCGCAUUUUCUACCCCCACAAACUGAUUAAAUCGAUUUUCGAAUCCGUCUUACGUGUGACUGCUACACUGGGCGGAACUCGGGCAUGCCGCGCUGCUCAAACUCAAGCUCGAGAGGCGGUCCAGCGAGCCGCGAAAAUCGCAGUGCCUUGUUUAGGGAGUUAGGUUCCGUUGUCGCCAGUCCCGCCUAUGCUCAGGCGAUGGCUAGGAGCGCACACGUAAUUGAAAACAAGGUCCAUUUGGUCCAUUUGCGUAUUAAAUCGACAGAGUCCAGAAAAAAAACAGAGAUUGGAACUGCGCUGGCUCUACUUCUCGUACUCGUCCAGAAUCUGCGGUGAGCUGAGGAGGUCGGUCUUGGCGAUGUCCCAGGCUGUCCGGGGUAUAUCAAUCAAAUCGAGCCAUGGAGAAUCGCUGAACCCACUGUCCGGGAUCAUGGUAAUAUUCCCACUGCUGAGUUGCAUGACUUGGUUGUGGCUGGUGAACUCGUAUCGCAGCCUUUUCGCUAGAGAACGACAAUGGAAGCUGCCGUGUUCUCGGGGCCAACACACACACACGUCGUGGAUUCAGAGCGUGCAAGAAAUUGAUGUGUAUAUCCUUCAUCUGAUUCGCCAGCGGGACCAGGGGAGGAUCUGGGGUCGGCCCAAACAACAGUUGUAGCUCAGACGCUAACUUGGAACACAUAUUCUUGUUCAGCCUUGCACCUCCGACCGCCCAGUGUUCUUGAUAACGCGUCCCCGCGAUAAACUGUCGAAAUGAUACGCGAACACAGGCUGCAGGCGAGCCGGGUGGCGCCAGGAACGUGUCAUCCGUGGACCAGCUCUCGGCGCGGUCGCCGGUGUUGAAUGGGGCGCCGAGAUAUCUGUCGUUUGCGGCCCACUGGCAGUUGGCCAAGAAUUUCUGGUACAUAUCCGGAGUCAGCGUGCUCCUGUCGAUGACUAGGUGGCCGAUGAACUGCCUGAACGCUUCGUUUUCGGCCGAACCAGACAGUCCGAGGCCCUGAACUGCCGUGCUGACGAGCGUACCUUCGUCAUGUAAGCUGAAGGUGAACUGUGGAAAUCAGUGGCAGGAGAAAAUUGAUCGCCACAAACAUUUGUCCCACUGAGGUAUGGCAGAUGCAAAAUGCACCCCGAGCUAUGCGAAGUCAUGCUUGUUUUGAACUGCCCCUCGGUCCGACUGCGGGCUCCCACCGUUGCUGGAUCACAGUCGUAGAAAGCAUCGAGUUACUGACAUUCACCAGAGUCUGUCAAU
Mycena citricolor is the source of this 4714-nucleotide messenger RNA. NCBI's taxonomy places the organism in Eukaryota, Fungi, Basidiomycota, Agaricomycetes, Agaricales, Mycenaceae. The record is from the annotation of a GenBank genome assembly.